UUAUUAUAUGUGGUUAUAAAUACAGUAUUAAUUAUUUAGUUCAGUUGGCUUACAGUCCUGUAGAAACUGGAACCGGAUUAGUAAUCUGAAGUAACCAAGAACGAGUACUUUCAAAAUAAAACAGGAAAUCAGGCUUAAAUACACUAGAAAUCCAGAAAACAAAUCAAGCCAACGAUCAGAGACACAAACAACCAGAACAGAACGAGACAACAAGAGCCGGUUCUGAUGGCUCUGAUGGCCUGAACUGGACUGGAUGUGUUUCUGCUUUCGCCCUACUUCAUGCUGCCAGACAGGUUCUCUCUCAGACCGGUUCUGGUUCUGCAGAUUUGAUGGGAAAAGAGAAACUGAACCAAAAUCAGUGGUUAGUGAUAAUUAUUAUUGCUGGCUUUAUUCAGGAUGUACAAACUUUCUGAUUGGUUUUAAUUCAUUUAAUCAUCUAGUUUUUUAUUUCCUCUGAUUAACUUUAGCUUUUUAUUUAAUGUCUGAAACACAAAGAAACUCGUCAGUCUGCUGCGACGGUUCUGGACCAGUAAGAGGUCCAAACCCAUUAAUGCUCUGACUGGGAAAGUGACCACUGAACCCAGAAGGUCCUGACCCGGUAACCAGUACGGUCCUCAUCGUCUCCAUGACGACAGUGGUCUGUGCGGAGGGCGGAGCCGAUACCAGAAACCUGAACCCAGCUCCACUUUCUAUUGGCUGAUCUGGUUUCAGGAGCCGGUAUUGAUCAGCAGGUGAUUAUCAGGAUCAUUAGUUUUGCGCUUCUAUAUUGAUCUGAACCUCUCUCAGGUUAUUAUUAUUGUUAUUAUUGACGAGUAUUGAUUGUAGUACAACAGGCUGAAGUCGAUCUUGUUCAGGUGAGGAUUUUGUUUCAGGUCAGCUUUCACCUGGUUGGUGAAUUAUUGAUGAGGCGAGUCUCUCUCUCUGGGAGACGAUCAACGCCAACAGAAGACGAGUAAACAGGAGGCGGGAAGACGUCGAGACGAAAUAAAGCAAACAAGAAGAGAAACACAGAAACAAAACAGAAGAGCAGAUAAACAUGGAACGAUGAAGACUGAGGAAGAAGAGGAGGAAUACAACAAACCCAGGGAAGAUGAUUCAUGAAGAUGAAGAGGAGGAUGAUGAUCCCCUGCCCCCCCCUCCCUGCUCCUCUGUUGCCAUGGAGACGGCGAUGUCGGGCAGGAGGCCGGACCUGGCGUGCAUCGUGUGUUUCGGCAGCUACGACUUGCUGACGCGGUUGCCACGGCGACUCCACUGUGGCCACGCCUUCUGCCAGGCGUGUCUGAAGAGACUCGACACGGUGAUCAACGAGCAGGCGUGGAUCCCGUGUCCCCAGUGUCGGCAGAACACGCCGCGGCCGCGCGGUGGCGCCGCCGGUCUGGACCUGGACCUGGCGUCCUUCCUGGCGGUGAAGGCCCAGCAGACCUUCGUCUCCUGCUCCUCUUCCUCGCGAAGCUCUGCCCCCAGGGGCGGAGCUUCGUCUGGCGAUGGGAAGCUUUGGCUUGGGAAGGAAGUUCCCGAUGACGGCUGGCGGCACGGCGGCCUGGCGGAGCCGCGAUUCCAUCGCUACGGCGACUGCUGCCCGGCGCCGUCCUGCUGGCACUGCUGCUGGUUCUGCUGCCCGGGGCGAGGCUGACAGACCGGACCGGAACCGAUCCGGCCCUGGAUGAGGCCCGGUACUGAUGUGCAUCCUAGAUUUCCUGGUUCCGGGUUAGUUCUGUGUCAGAACCGGGUCGGCUCUGGGUCGCCGUGAACAAUAAUCAGAGCUUUGAAAUGUUUCGUGUUCAGAAACAUCAAAUAAAAGCUUUAAAGUU
Molecule: messenger RNA, 1811 nt
Organism: Xiphophorus hellerii (green swordtail)
Lineage: Eukaryota; Metazoa; Chordata; Actinopteri; Cyprinodontiformes; Poeciliidae
Gene: rnf224
Product: ring finger protein 224
Exons: 3
Coding region: 1091-1633 (180 amino acids)
Source: RefSeq, a predicted model, not a curated record